Drosophila grimshawi is the source of this 1964-nucleotide messenger RNA. RefSeq names its product NADP-dependent malic enzyme. The transcript has a single exon. Bases 57 to 1904 code for a protein of 615 amino acids. NCBI's taxonomy places the organism in Eukaryota, Metazoa, Arthropoda, Insecta, Diptera, Drosophilidae. The record is from RefSeq and is a predicted model, not a curated record. Gene Ontology annotation, molecular function: malate dehydrogenase (decarboxylating) (NAD+) activity; NAD binding; malate dehydrogenase (decarboxylating) (NADP+) activity. Gene Ontology annotation, cellular component: mitochondrion. Gene Ontology annotation, biological process: malate metabolic process; pyruvate metabolic process.
AAACAAAUCUAAAUUAAAUCACACACAAGUUAUUUAUUAUUGGAAUCACAUUGGAAAUGCAUGUCAAGAAGCAAAAAAAGCACCACUCCGUGCAUGAGCAGAAGUGCCUCAAUGGGGCCGACAAAGUGAUCAAUUUUGAUCGAUUACCUCGGAUUCUGGACACGUUUUGGCGCAAGGAUACGAAGAUGCCAUCGUGCCGCAUGAGUGGUCUGAAAAUGUUGCGCAUCGCGUCGUUGAACAAAUCGUCGGCAUUUUCGCAUCGGGAGCGACAACUGUACAAUAUCCAUGGCCUGCUGCCCGUUGCAGUUCGCAGCAUCGACAGGCAGGUGGAGGCAUGCAGCAAAUACUUAGCCACAUUGACCACAUACUAUCAGAAGCAUAUAUUUCUCACGGAACUGGAGACGCACGAUCGCAAGCUGUUCUAUAGCAUGCUGAUGAGCAAUCCGGAGAAAUACUUGUCCGUGUAUCACAGCUCCAGUGCAAAAGAUUCGGUAAUACAUUACAGUCAUCUGUUUACCAAAUGCAAGGGAAUGUUUGUAACGAUCAAGGACCGCGGCCAUGUCCUCCAAGUGCUGAGCAACUGGCCUCACCGCCAUGCAGUUCGCUAUUUAAUUGUGACGAACGGGGAGGUGGUGCUGAAUAUGGGCGAUCACGGUGUCAAUGGAUAUCCAAUGGUAUUUUCCAAAUUGCAUCAAAGUGUCGUCUAUGGCCGAGUUCCACCCGAGACAUGUUUGCCAAUUAUGCUGGAUUGCGGCACCAAUAACGAGCACUUGUUGCAGGAUCCCCUCUACGUGGGGUGGCCCCACCGUCGCAUCACUGGACCCGAGUACGAAUCCUUCUUUGAGGAGUUUAUGCUCGCAGUCAUGCGUCUGUUUGGACCACGCACUUUGAUACAAACGAAGAACUUUAAUAUAAAGGACUCCAUCAAGCAGCUGGAGCUGUAUCGCAAGAGGCAAUGCAUCAUGGACAUAGAUCUGCAGUGCCUGGGAGCUUGUGGGUUGGCGGGUCUGCUGGUUGCCAAUAGAAUUAGCAAUAGGAAGUUAACGGAUAACACGAUACUGCUUUAUGGCUAUGGCGCUUUCAACGUUGGCAUGGCUUACACAUGUCUAGCCCAAUUGAAACACAUGCGGUUGGAUGAGAGUGCAGCAAGGGAUCGCAUCUGGUUCUGCGAUGACAAGGGAUUGGUUGUCCAUUCACGUUGCGAUGACACAGUUCCCGUCCACCUGCUUAAGUUUGUGAAGCGACAUGAGCCAAUUUCUAGUCUAUGUGAGGCAAUUGAGGCCAUUAAACCCAAUGUUUUAGUGGGCUGCAGCAAGCAGCCAAAUGUGUUUAGCAAAGAGGUAAUCAAAGCAAUGGAGCAGAGCUGUAAGCAACCCAUCAUCUAUUCCAUGACCCGCCAGUCCGAGUUGGCUGAGUGUAGUGCAAAUGAUGCCUUUGUCUAUACAAAAGGACGAUGCAUUUUCAUCUCGGCUUCGGAGCUGCCCCCAUUGAAGUAUGCCAAUAAAUGGUAUCAGCCGGGCUAUUGCAACGUCAAUUAUAUGCUACCCGGAUUAACGCUGGGUGUCAUGCUGUCCGGCAUGACAAGCGUGCCGGAUGAUACAUUUCUGGUUGCAGCACAACGACUGGCCAAUCUCGUAUGGCCCAAUGAUUUGGAAAUGCGCAAUUGCUUUCCACCCAUACGCAAGUUGAAAUGCAUUAAUCAACAGAUUACAGAUACUGUAUUCAGCUAUGCCUAUCGUCGCCGCAUUGCCACGCUCUGGCCGGAGCCGAGCAAUCCCACGAGCUACAUUGAGAGCAUGAUGUACCAAACGGACUAUGGCCCGGAGAUUUCCCAGAUUUAUUGUACGGCAAAGCAAAAUAUUGGCACCGCCGAGUCCGCUACGUACUAUAAGCAAAAUAUCUAGUCCACCACGUGUACUAUUUAACGAUAUGAAUUUAAUUAUUAAAUCCGCUCUAAAUACUAA